Anthostomella pinea is the source of this 301-nucleotide messenger RNA. The record is from the annotation of a GenBank genome assembly. NCBI's taxonomy places the organism in Eukaryota, Fungi, Ascomycota, Sordariomycetes, Xylariales, Xylariaceae.
AUGGACGAGUCAUCAGAUAACGCCGACCACUCGGGAACUAGAGAACCCCCCAAAGCCGUUCGCAUCGCCAAAAGAACCCUGAGUUUCCUCUGGGCGAAUUGGUUGACCAUUGGUUUUGGCCUCGCUUGUCUCCUGGGAUAUUUCUUCCCCCAUGUUGCAGCUCGUGGCGGGACCAUAAGAUCAGAGUAUUCUAUCUUGUACGGGGGAAUUGGCUUGAUCUUCCUGAUCAACGGCAUGCAAUUGAGCCCCGAGAAGCUCAAGGAGCAUGUGGCGAACUGGCGAUUGCACAUCAUUGUGCAAG